CAGGUCAAGAAAAUGAAGGAAGUAAGGCCGGUGAAGCAAGUAAAGGAAGUGAGAGCUCUUUUGAAGCGUUAAGUCAUAAUAGAGAAGAGGCAAAUAACUUAGAUGUAAUUUCAGUAAAAGUAGGAGAUCUGUUUGAAGAUUUUGAACAUGCUGAAGAACACAUACAACGAUAUGCAGAGUUUAAAGGGUUUAAAACACGGUUAGCAAAAAAUCCAGAAAAUCCUGGAACAUCUGUUAGACAGGUAGAUGAACAUAACCAUGAGUUGUCUGUUGAAGCACUACAAUUUGAGAAAUUAAAGGCAUUUACUAAGGAGAUGCAAGAUGAUAUUGCAUUUUAU
Messenger RNA from Cetraspora pellucida, 338 nucleotides. The record is from the annotation of a GenBank genome assembly. NCBI's taxonomy places the organism in Eukaryota, Fungi, Glomeromycota, Glomeromycetes, Diversisporales, Gigasporaceae.